CGGGGCCCCGCGCCGCCCCCGCCGCUGCCCGGCACCCCCCGGGCACCGGCUCUUCCCGAUCUUGGAUUCUGAACUUGAAGCAGUUCUUCAAGAUUAUAUGCUUCUUGAAACUCGGAAGGUAUCUGCAAUAAAUAGGAUUGGCCAUGAGAAUUUGUAACAUUCCUUUGGAAAUACUGUGAUGGGGCCACUGAGAAGUUACCUUCCUGUGUACAGACUUCAUUAAAAGCAUCCACUUCAAGAAACUACAACUGUGUUUAUUCAAGCUUUGAAUUUGGAAGUCGUGACGGGAUCCCUGCCACGGCACGCUUGAACCGUGAAACCCAGAGCCUAAUGAGCUGUGUGAGGGCCCUGUGCUUGGUGAUAUCCCAUCUCAAGAUGCUGCUAAUACAGUAGCUAAUUAUUCCUAACUGAAGAAGUCGAACAGAAGAAAAAGGAUCCAGGGAAAAGCAAUGGCUGCCGCAGCUGACGGUUUGGGAAGUAUAGCUAUAGAUACCACACAGCUUAACAUGUCAGUCACUGAUCCCACAGCUUGGGCUACGGCUAUGAAUAAUCUGGGGAUGGUUCCAGUAGGACUAGCAGGACAACAGCUUGUGACAGAUUCAAUCUGUGUACCAGGCUUUGAUCCAAGCCUUAGCAUGAUGACUGGAAUCACGCCAAUUAACCCAAUGAUACCAGGCAUGGGGUUAGUGCCACCACCACCACCAACAGAUGUGCCUGUAGUCAAAGAAAUAAUUCACUGCAAAAGCUGCACACUCUUCCCUCCAAACCCAAAUCUUCCACCACCUUCAACAAGAGAGAGACCUCCUGGGUGUAAAACCGUGUUUGUUGGAGGAUUACCAGAAAAUGCAACGGAGGAAAUUAUUCAGGAAGUCUUUGAGCAGUGUGGAGAUAUAACAGCAAUUCGGAAAAGCAAGAAGAAUUUUUGUCACAUUCGUUUUGCAGAGGAGUUCAUGGUUGAUAAAGCCAUUUACCUUUCUGGUUACCGCAUGAGAUUAGGAUCUAGCACAGACAAAAAGGAUUCAGGUCGCCUUCAUGUUGAUUUUGCUCAGGCAAGAGAUGACUUUUAUGAAUGGGAAUGCAAACAAAGAAUGCUAGCCAGAGAAGAACGCCACAGACGUAAAAUGGAAGAGGACAGACUGCGCCCUCCUUCACCUCCAGCAAUAAUGCAUUAUUCUGAACAUGAAGCUGCUUUGCUGGCUGAAAAAUUGAAAGAUGAUAGCAAGUUUUCCGAGGCCAUCACGGUGCUGCUCACCUGGAUUGAGCGAGGCGAGGUGAAUCGUCGCUCUGCAAACCAGUUCUAUUCCAUGGUGCAGUCGGCCAACAGCCACGUCCGCCGGCUCAUGAACGAGAAGGCAGCUCACGAGCAAGAAAUGGAGCAAGCCAAGGAGAGCUUCAAAAAUGCCUUAACAGGGAUCCUCACUCAAUUUGAGCAGAUUGUCGCCGUUUUCAACGCUUCUACCAGACAAAAAGCUUGGGACCAUUUCUCGAAAGCCCAGCGAAAGAACAUAGACAUUUGGCGAAAGCAUUCUGAGGAGCUCCGAAAUGCUCACAGUGAACAGCUCAUGGGAAUCCGCCGGGAAGAGGAGAUGGAAAUGUCCGAUGAUGACAGUGGUGACAAUCCCAGUAAAAAGCUGAGAGUAGAUGAUUCAGCUCUAGCCGCCCAAGCAUAUGCGCUGAAGGAAGAGAACGAUAGUCUCCGAUGGCAGCUGGAUGCUUACAGGAAUGAAGUGGAGCUCCUGAAGCAGGAGAAAGGACAGCUCUUUCGAACAGAAGAGAGCCUUACAAAGGACCAGCAGCUGCAGUUCCUACAGCAGACAAUGCAAGGCAUGCAGCAGCAAUUGCUGAGCAUACAGGAAGAAUUAAAUAACAAAAAAUCUGAACUGGAGCAAGCAAAGGAAGAGCAAACGCAUACACAAGCAAUGCUUAAAGUCCUGCAGGAACAGUUAAAAAGCGCCAAGGAAUUAGCAGAAAUCAAUGGGCAUGAUGAAUCUCAAGCAAAUGAAAUCAAUGUAUUGACAGUAGCAUUGGUCAACCAGGACAGAGAAAAAAACUCAGAAAAACGAAGCCCAGGUCUAAAAUCAGAGAAAGAGGCACUAUUAAUAGGUAUCAUAUCCACAUUUCUUCACGUCCACCCUUUUGGAGCCAAUAUAGAGUAUCUUUGGUCUUAUAUGCAGCAGUUGGACUCUAGGAUCUCUGCAAAUGAGAUAGAAAUGCUUUUGAUGAGACUGCCACGCAUGUUUAAACAAGAAUUCACUGGUGUAGGAGCAACACUGGAAAAGAGGUGGAAGUUUUGUGCCUUUGAAGGAAUUAAAACUAUCUGACUGUGACUAGUAACGAAGCUAUGCAGAAAAAGAAGAAUUCCUAGAGCAUGGCAGGGUUAUAAAGUAUUAAAGUAAGAAAUUUGGGUUUGGGCACAUAGUAGUACGUUUUCAAAGUUAUCCAAGCCUAAUUUUAGUUACAUUUGUGAUGUUCUCUUGUGAGUGGAAAUGUAGUUGUGCACCAGUUCCUAAAAUAAAAAUAAAAUUUUAAAAAAAGUUUCAAAAUGUGACAGAUUGUUUCCUAUGAAAACUGAAGAAAGAUACCACAGUCAUAACGAUUUCAAAAUACUACAUGUCCUACAUCUAAGAAAAGCUCAUUGAGCAAAGAGUUAAGGAGAAAGAUUGCCCGGUUAUGGUCGCUAAGCUACAGCGAUUUAUAUGUGAUAUGUAAUAGAACUCAUUAAGUUUUGUUAUAGAAAGUUCUUUCUGUUUAGUAAGAGAAUUGAGUAAUUUUACAGUGAGAAAAAGCAUACCAAAAGAAAACUUGAAGAUGUGUCUGAAGUUAUUGUAUUUUGUAAAUUAAGUUAUAUGCUGUACCAGGGAUUUUUGCCUUAUUGAAAGAGGCCUGAAAAUGUGAUUGGAGUCCUCAAGAAUGCUUUAUCAAGAAUAUUAUUUUUCUAAUGUAACUAUUCUCCAUUACAAGUUCUUUUAACAUGGAUUGCAUAUCAAUUUUCAUAAACAUGUAAAUAAGGAAGAAACCAGUGUUACUGUAUUGUAUUUGGUAUGUAACAUUCAGGUUUAUGCAUCAAAAUAAAUAUUCAGUUGCAUUACUGUUACAAAUUUUAUAGCAGAUAUAUUAAUUUUUAUCAAUAAAUAUGACUUCUACCA
This is a messenger RNA of Pyrgilauda ruficollis (rufous-necked snowfinch), 3146 nucleotides long. It is a transcript of the gene ENOX1, whose product is annotated as ecto-NOX disulfide-thiol exchanger 1. The record is from RefSeq and is a predicted model, not a curated record. Gene Ontology annotation, cellular component: plasma membrane; external side of plasma membrane. Gene Ontology annotation, molecular function: RNA binding; protein-disulfide reductase activity. The coding region runs from base 450 to 2321 and encodes 623 amino acids. Gene Ontology annotation, biological process: ultradian rhythm. The transcript is spliced from 18 exons. NCBI's taxonomy places the organism in Eukaryota, Metazoa, Chordata, Aves, Passeriformes, Passeridae.